AUGGCCGCGGCCGUAGAGACGCCCAUGACGGACGACCUGUUUGCAAAGGUGGACGAGGUCAAGCAGGCCAACCCCGACAACCGCUGCACCAAGUACCUGACGCGGGAGUACUACGAGAGCCUGGACGACGAGCAGAAGAGCUUGCUGUACCGGUGCGUCAAGACGGGCUUGGACAACGCCGACAGCGGCCUGGGCUGCUACGCCAUGAAGCCCUCCGACUACGAGACCUUCGCGCCGUUCUUCGACAAGGUGAUCUACGACUACCACGGCGCGGAGGAGGGAUCCAAGCACGUCACGGACUGGGACGCCUCCACCGUGGGGGACGGCGGUGUGCUGGAUGUCACCAAGUUGGGCCUGGAGGAGCUCUCCAUGCGCGUGCGCGUGGGGCGCAACCUCAAGAGCUUCAACCUGCCGGGCCUGAUGGACAAGGCAGAGAGGAUCCGCUUCGAGCAGAUGAUGCUGAAAGCCUUCGAGAAGCUGCAGGCCGACGCGUCCUACGGCGGCAAGGUGUACUCCCUGUCCCCCGACUGGGGCGAGGGCGUGGCCAACCCCAAUCUGAUCGACGACGAGAAGUACAACGAGCUGGUGAAGGCGCACGUGAUGUUCAAGGACAUGGACGCCGAUCCGUACCUGAAGAGCGCGGGGAUCUCUUCCGACUGGCCCUACGGCCGCGGCUGCUGGCAGUCUGACGACGGGCAGUGCAUAAUCUGGUUCGGGGAGGAGGACCAGCUGAGGAUCAUGUGCAUGAAGAGGGGCACCAAGCUGAACGAGGUGUUCGACCGGCUGAAGGUGAUUCUGGACGUGGUGGAGUCGAUCGAGGGGCUGGAGUUCGCGAAGAGCGACAAUUACGGGUAUGUCACGUCCUGCCCCUCCAACCUGGGCACGGGCAUGCGGGCAUCGGUGCACAUCAAGAUCCCCAUGCUCACCAAGGACGGGACUGACGCCAAGGCCAAGGAGGUGUGCAAGCCGCUGGGGCUGAGCGUGCGCGGCACGGGUGGGGAGCACACGCCGAUCGGCGCCGACGGCACGGUGGACAUCUCGCCCAGAGCGCGGCUGUUCAUCAAGGAGCGCGACAUCAUAGCGGCCCUGUACGUGGGGAUUGAGAACCUUAUGGCGAAGGAGAAGGAGGCCGCUGAGUGA
Ostreobium quekettii is the source of this 1140-nucleotide messenger RNA. Lineage: Eukaryota; Viridiplantae; Chlorophyta; Ulvophyceae; Bryopsidales; Ostreobiaceae. The record is from the annotation of a GenBank genome assembly.